ACAGGAAGGCCUGGCGCCUACAGCACCGCAGGAAGGAGGGCCCCCCGGCUGAGCGUGGGCGCGUGGGCGGGUGAGCGUGGGGCCCAGGGCGACGUCACGUCCCGCCCCUGCCUGUCAGGGGGGCGGCCCCGCCUCUCUGCCCUCUUCCCGGCCCCGCCCCGCCCGCCCCCAGAGUGUGAGCGCCGCUAGCCUCCAGCCCACACCGGCCUCAGGAACACAGGGGAGGCCAUGGAGACUUCAGGAUCACUUCAGGACCACAGUCGAGUCCACGGAGAAUCAGAAGAUCUAGACCAUGGAGAGACGGAUUUCCACAAGCAAGACGAGGAGGCUGAGCUCUAUUCUCAAGACCAAGAUGAGAGCGGCAAGUCUUCCUCCUCUUCAUCCUCCUCCUCAGGUGCUGAGCAUGGGGAGCCUGACGUUUUGAAGAAUGAGCUUCAACUCUAUGAAGGUGCCCCCGGGGAGGUGGUGCCAUCUGAGGAAUCAGGACUCCGAAGGAGAGGCUCUAAUCCAGAGAGUGGAGAAGUGGAUCCCUCUCAGUUAAGAAGACUAAAUAUAAAGAAGGAUGAUGAGUUUUUCCAUUUCAUCCUCCUCUGCUUUGCCGUUGGGGCCUUGCUGGUGUGUUAUCACUAUUAUAAAGACUGGUUCAUGUCCCUUGGGGUUGGGCUGCUCACCUUCGCCUCCUUGGAGACCGUUGGCAUCUACUUUGGCCUGGUGUACCGGAUCCACAGCGUCCUGCAUGGCUUCAUUCCCCUCUUUCAGAGGUUUAGGCUGAUAGGUGUUUUCCCUAAGGACAUCCUUCCAUAUUUCACCUCAUCCUGUGCUAGCUUCUCAGAGGGCCCAGACUAAUGGGAUGAGACUAGAGGGGUGAUAGGAGCAGAGAAGAAGGGUAAAUUUGGAGACAUGAAGGUCUAAUCCACUGUAUGGCUGGAAGUGUGCGCCCUCCGCAGCCCCCUGGCCUUUCCCCAUGGCUGGUGUUCUCAACAUGCAGCACGGCAGUCCUCUAUGUCCAUAUUGGUCUUCUCAACUAGGCUCUGAGUUUGUUCGAUAAAUAAAUGAAUGAAUGAUUAAGCAAAUGAAUGAAUGAAUGAAGUGAAGGGAAAAAAGGAGUCUAGGAUGAUCCGGAGCUCCAGUUGGGGUCACUUGGUUGUAGCCAGUAUUUGGUAUUUGCCCGGUGUUUUUUCUGCCACUGCAAUUUUCCUUUGAAGACUAAACCUCUUUUGUGCAUCAGAGACUAUCAAGAGUGAAAAGACAACCCGUAGGACAGAAAGUUAUUGCAAGUCAUCUGAUAAGGGUUUAACAUCCAGACUAUAUAUAUA
Molecule: messenger RNA, 1316 nt
Organism: Lagenorhynchus albirostris (white-beaked dolphin)
Lineage: Eukaryota; Metazoa; Chordata; Mammalia; Artiodactyla; Delphinidae
Gene: TMEM40
Product: transmembrane protein 40
Exons: 11
Coding region: 229-846 (205 amino acids)
Source: RefSeq, a predicted model, not a curated record